AUGCUCGGAGUCCCGCCUCCAAUUGAACUUAGAGGAUUACCUAGGUCCAUACCUGCAGUUGUCUCUCCAUUCGUUGUCCGAGUCGUCGCCGGUUGGGUGUCAGUUGCCAGGGCCUCGUCCAUAACCAUAUCGCCAGCAGUUUCCGUUCCGAGGGGUUUGCUAGCCGUUUCCAUUGAUCCAGCCUGUGGCGGGGAGUCGGUGUCCGAGUGUCGAUCGUCCGGAGGCCUUCCCGUCGGGGCGGAGAAGGACGCCGGAGUUACUUGCGCAGAGUUAUUCGUACAGAGCAUUUCAGAGCAUUGA
This is a messenger RNA of Linum trigynum, 300 nucleotides long. Lineage: Eukaryota; Viridiplantae; Streptophyta; Magnoliopsida; Malpighiales; Linaceae. The record is from the annotation of a GenBank genome assembly.